AUGAAAGAAGCCGACGAAGUAUUAUUUAAUAAAUUUCUCCAAAUUUAUAAAUGUGAUCCAAGCUUUAUAAAUUUAAACAACUUAAGUGGCAUAGAAGAUCCAAUUUUAGUCAAGAAAUUAUUAAAUUUAACAUUAAAAAAUGAUACACCGAUUUUGAAGGACGAUCGAGUAGACGUUUAUCGUUCUCUCAUAUACACUAGCGUUGGAAACGUGAACGUCACCAUAGAUUUUAUCAUAGAUAAUUGGGAUAAAAUAAAUGCUAGAAUCGAAGAUUCACAUGAAAUUAUUGAGACCGUAAUCGAUGAAAUUACAUCAUGGGAUCAGUUUCAUAAGGUUCAACGUUUUAUUAAAGAGAACAGAUUGAAGCAAAGUACAAAAGACGUAGAAAAGAAUUUGAAAAAAGCUGAGAAACACGUAUCAGAAGUUCUUAAGUGGAUGGAAAUGCAAAAUUCGUUAAAAAGUAUUGACGAAAAAUUCGAGAAUUUGCAUUUAACGAAUGUGUCAAAUAAAUAAAAUGAUAAAAGUCUCGCCGUUUUUUUAGCUUCGAUAUUUUGUCGUUAUCUUUUAUUUAUUAAACGAUCAAUGUUUCCCAUUGGCGAUAGCUAGGUACACAAAGGAUGCAAAAAAAUAUUGAAAGUAUCGGAGAUG
Messenger RNA from Polistes canadensis, 648 nucleotides. RefSeq lists its product as uncharacterized. The coding region runs from base 1 to 513 and encodes 170 amino acids. The transcript has 2 exons. NCBI's taxonomy places the organism in Eukaryota, Metazoa, Arthropoda, Insecta, Hymenoptera, Vespidae. The record is from RefSeq and is a predicted model, not a curated record.